Messenger RNA from Fimicolochytrium jonesii, 1718 nucleotides. RefSeq names its product ankyrin repeat-containing domain protein. Bases 464 to 1675 code for a protein of 403 amino acids. Gene Ontology annotation, molecular function: protein binding. The transcript has 2 exons. The record is from RefSeq and is a predicted model, not a curated record. NCBI's taxonomy places the organism in Eukaryota, Fungi, Chytridiomycota, Chytridiomycetes, Spizellomycetales, Powellomycetaceae.
AGAACUCACAGAUCAGGCAACGACCGUACUGGCCGAAAUAGAGCACCUGUUGUCAGAAGAAGAUCCCGAAACUGUGACGGCGCUGGAGGCUCAUAGUGUUGACCACUCGGCGAUUGGCGAAUCGAUUCUGAUCAAUGCGUUGAAGUGCAGGAAUGCGCUCGCGGUUCGGGAAUUCCUGGCGUCCUUGAGAAAACCUAGCCGUGAGGAGGUCUCUGGCGGUGAUCGGGAAGCCUUAUCGAAGAUCUUACUUCGAUUCUGCACGAGUAAGGAACCGGAGUGUAUCGACCUGUUACUGGAGAGCAACUUGGUGAGCUUGAACAUUGCUGACGAUAUCAGCGGCCGGACAUGCCUCCACGAGCUGGCCAUUGCAAACCGGGAAGAAACGCUGGAAAAGUUCAUCCGGAAGGGCUCCAAAGUGGAGGUCACAGAUGCAUAUGGCCGAACGCCGCUACACUAUGCAACAAUGAAUGGACAAGCCUCCAUAACACGGUACCUCAUAUCAGUAGCUGCAAACAUCAACGCAGUCGACGACGAUGGAUGUACACCGCUGGUGUACGCAAUAAGAGCAGGACACGCGGACUGUGUGGAGAUUCUGAUAGAAAAUGGGGCAACGGUGGAACCCAUAUCAUCAACAGCCCCAAUUCCGCUUUCCAUAGCUUGCGAACACGGCCACAGUCAGAUUGUCAUGUUACUACUGAGCAAAGGCGCCCAGCUCACCGCGGACCUCAAUGGACUGUUCCCUUUACAUCUAGCAAGCAGAGAAGGGCAUCAGGACGUUUCGCGCCUGUUGCUCUCGCAUGGCGCAGAUGUGGACGCUGCGGACGGGCUGAAUGGGUGGACGCCCAUCUUUUACGCUGCGUCCGAGGGCCAUCUCGAGUGCGUGCAGGUCUUGUUGGAGGUCGGGGCUCGGAUUGACAUGGUGGACGAGUACGGAUGGACACCGGUCACAUAUGCGUUGUAUCGGGGACAUAUCAAGAUCGCGGAACUGUUGGAGUUGAAAAUGGACCCGGGGUUCUCCUCGAAACAGGGCCAGUCGCCUCCGAAAGUGGACAAUAUUAAGCCCAUGGCGCCUAGCGAGCUGUUUUCCGCCGCUCCUGACCGGUCGAAUUCGCCUACGCCGAUGGAUUUGGAUCUGGAUGAGUUGCCUGAUUUGUCGUUACCACCGCCGAUCAUUCCGUUCAGAAUAUAUGGACACGCCUUCUUGGACAAGAAAGCACACAUCCGCGUAACGCUGAAAGGACAGUCCGCAUCCCAUCCUGGCCCAGUGUCACUGAAGGAAUCUCAACAAAUGACAUCGCUCAAGCUGGUCAUCAGCGGCAAACCCGAGGUUGGCGUGCCAUACCACGUCAUCCUCCCACUACAAGACGACCUCGAAGUCCACACCUUCCUCGUGGAAGACACGGCGUCCUUUUCGCUGCAGUUUGACGUUUUCCCUACGUUUGGAACUAAGCCGAUCGGACGGGCCGUCGUGCUUCCCUCGCAGAUUGCGGCUCUGACGAGGAGGAGAUGGGUGGGGCCGGGCGAACAGGAGUCUGCUGUUCUGCCAUUGUUUGACCCGCAUCUGAGGGUUGUUGGGGAGGUGCAAUGUAAUCUGGAGAUUGUGACGCCUUUUGCGCACCCGAGCUUGCAAAUUGGUGGGAAGGUUGAGACAUAUUGGAAGUCUACCAAGGUAUAACAUGUCCCUCUUGAGCUUCCUUGAGGCUGGAGUUUAACCCGAG